Messenger RNA from Heterobilharzia americana, 1452 nucleotides. Lineage: Eukaryota; Metazoa; Platyhelminthes; Trematoda; Strigeidida; Schistosomatidae. The record is from the annotation of a GenBank genome assembly.
AUGUAUCUAAUCUAUCCAUUCUGUCCAAUCUAUCUAAUCUAUCUAAUCUACGGAAUCUAUGUAACCUAUCUAAUUUAUGUGAUCUCUCCAAUCUAUCGAAUCUAUCUCAUCUAUCUAAUCUAUCAAAUCUACCUAAUCUAUCUAAUCCAUCUAAUCUAUCUAUCUAAACUAUCUAAUCUAUUUAAUCCAUCUAAUGUAUCUAAUCCAUCUAAUCUAUCGAAUCUACAUAAUCUAUUUAAUCUGUACAAUCUAUCUAAUCUAUCUAAGCUAUGUAAUCUAUCUAAUCUAUUUAUUCUAUCUAAUCUAUCUCAUCCAUCUAAUCUAUCUAAUCUAUCUAAUCUACCCAAUCCAUUUAAUCUACCGUAUCUAUCCGAUCUAUCUAAUCUACCUAAUCUAUCGAAUCUAUCUCAUCCAUCUAAUCUAUCUAAUCUACCUAAUCUAUCUCAUCCACUAAUCUAUCUAAUCUAUCCAAUCUUUCCAAUAAAUCUAAUCUAUCUAAUCUCUCUAAUCUAUCCAAUCCAUCUAAUCUAUCGAAUCUAUCCAAUCUAUCUAAUGUCUCUAUCUGUCUAUCUAAUCUGUCUAAUAUAUCUAAUCUAUCUAGUCUAUCUCUGUAAUCUAUCUAAUAUAUCUAAUACAUAGAAUCGAUCUAAUCUAUCUAAUCUAUCUAAUGGAUCUAAUCUAUCGAAUCUAUCUGUCUAAUCUAUCGAAUCUAUCCAAUCAAACUAGUCUAUAUAAUCUAUCUAUCUAAUCUGUCUAAUUCAUCUAUCUAAUCUAUAUAAUCCAUAUAUCUAAUCAAUCUAAUCUAUUUCUCUGAUCUAUCUAAUCUAUCGAAUAUACCUCAUCCAGCUAAUGCAUCUAUCUAUCUAACCUAUGUAUCUAAUCUAUCCAUGUAAUUUAUCUAUCUAAUCUAUCUACCUCAUCUUUCCAUCUAAUCUAUCCAAUCCAUCUAUCUAAUCUAUCUAUCUAAUUCAUCUAUCUAAUCAAUCUGCCUAAUCUAUCCAUCUAAUCUGUCUAUCUAAUCAAUCUAUGUAAUCUAUCUAAUCUAUCCAUCUAAUGUAUCUAUCUAAUCUCUCUAAUUUAUCUAUUUAAUCGAUAUAAUCCAUCUAUAUAAUCUAUCUAUAUAAUCUAUCUAAUUUAUGUAUCCAAUCAAUCUAUCUAAUCUAUCUAUCUAGUCUAUCUAUCGACCUAAUCUAUCUAUCUAAUCUAUAUAUAUAAUCUAUCUAUCUAAUCUAUCCGUCUAAUCCAUCUAUAUAAUCCAUCUAUCUAAUCUAUCUACCUAAUCUAUCUAUAAAAUCUAUCUAAUCUAUCCAUCUAAUCUACCUCUCUAAUCUAUCUAUCUACUCUAUCUAUCUAAUCUAUCUAUCUAAUCCAUCCAUCGGGUCUAUCUAUGUAAUCUAUCUAUAUAAUCUAUCUAUCGAAUCCAUCUAUUUAAUCUAUUUAUCUAAUCAAUCU